CCAGCGGCGCGGCCUGUUUCCGGCGAGGCGGCUGAGGCGGAGCGGAAGUCGGAGGUGCCUUUUGGGCUCUCGGAAGAGGGAAGCGACAUGUCGGCGGCGUUUAAAAAGGCAGCGAAGUCCCGGCAGCGGGAGCACCGGGAACGAAGCCAGCCUGGCUUUCGAAAACAUCUGGGCUUUCUGGAAAAGAAGAAAGAUUAUAAACUUCGUGCCAAUGACUACCACAAGAAACAGGAGCAUCUCAGAGCCCUUCGGAAGAAGGCCCUGGAAAAAAAUCCUGAUGAGUUUUAUUUUAAGAUGACUCGGGUUCAACUCCAGGACGGGGUCCACGUGGUCAAGCAGCCUAAGGACGAGGUGACCGAUGAGCAGCUGAAGGUGAUGAAGGCUCAGGACAUCAAAUAUGUGGAGAUGAAGAGGGUGGCAGAAGCCAAGAAAAUCGAACGCCUGAAAUCGGAGCUCCACCUGCUGGAGGCCUCGGGAAAGCAGAAGAACAAGCACGUCUUCUUCUUUGAUACCAAAAAGGAAGUUAAAGAGUUUGAUAUUGCCACUCACCUGCAGACGGCCCCUGAGCUAGUGAAGAGGGUCUAUAACCGGCCGAGGAUAGAGACUUUGAAGAAAGAAACCGUGAAGGGCGUGACGAAGCGGAGCCAGAUCGAGAAGCUAGCUAGAGAGAGGAAAAGGCAAUACAGCCUCCUGAAGCAACGUAUCGAGAGGGAGAAGGAAUUGUUUGUUAUUGCACAGAAAAUCCAAACACGAAAAGAUCUUCUGGAUAAAACCCCCAGAGUGAAGGUGAAGAAUGAAACAGUCAACUCCCCAGCUAUUUACAAAUUUAAAAGUCAACGAAAACGUUAAA
Molecule: messenger RNA, 850 nt
Organism: Vombatus ursinus (common wombat)
Lineage: Eukaryota; Metazoa; Chordata; Mammalia; Diprotodontia; Vombatidae
Gene: UTP11
Product: UTP11 small subunit processome component
Exons: 8
Coding region: 88-849 (253 amino acids)
Biological process (GO): rRNA processing
Cellular component (GO): small-subunit processome; nucleolus
Source: RefSeq, a predicted model, not a curated record